Polyodon spathula (Mississippi paddlefish) is the source of this 763-nucleotide messenger RNA. Its product is annotated as histone H2A. The coding region runs from base 114 to 500 and encodes 128 amino acids. Gene Ontology annotation, cellular component: nucleosome. The transcript has a single exon. The record is from RefSeq and is a predicted model, not a curated record. Lineage: Eukaryota; Metazoa; Chordata; Actinopteri; Acipenseriformes; Polyodontidae. Gene Ontology annotation, molecular function: structural constituent of chromatin; DNA binding; protein heterodimerization activity.
UCCGAGGGUGGAAGUAAGCAAAGACAGAGUCUCUGUUUCACAGGAAAGCAAACGUAGAAGGAAAAUAAGCAUAUUAUUUGUAAUUGCAAAACCGAUAAAUACGCGCACGCAGUAUGUCUGGACGAGGAAAGACCGGCGGUAAAGCCCGUGCUAAAGCCAAGUCUCGCAGCUCCAGAGCCGGACUGCAGUUCCCUGUCGGGCGUGUCCACAGGCUGCUGAGGAAAGGGAAUUACUCCGAGCGCGUCGGCGCUGGAGCCCCGGUCUAUCUGGCCGCUGUGCUCGAAUACCUGACCGCCGAAAUCCUGGAGCUGGCUGGCAACGCCGCCCGGGACAACAAGAAAACCAGGAUCAUCCCCCGUCACCUGCAGCUCGCUGUCCGCAACGACGAGGAGCUCAACAAGCUGCUAGGAGGAGUCACCAUCGCUCAGGGAGGAGUGCUGCCCAACAUCCAGGCCGUGCUGCUGCCCAAGAAGACCGAGAAGCCAGCCAAGAGCAAGUAAACCAGCCUGACGCACCGAGGAACAAGAGCAAAACAAAGGCUCUUUUAAGGGCCGCCUGGAUAGGAAUGCAUUCCAUGUAUACCACCUCAAUAUGUCUCGUUGUAUGUUUUUAUUUUGUUAUUCUACCUACUGCAGCAGUAAGAGUUUUUUUUUUUUUUUUUUUUUUUUUGUACUGAAGACGCUGAAAAAAAUGCAAUGUUUUAAAAAUGAUGUAUAGCGUUUAAAAAAAAAUGGUGCACGCAGAAUAAAUAUGAAGCAUUCUA